AUGCCGUUAUUUUUUAGGCUUCUGUUUCUCGCAAACUUUUUGGUUACUGUAGCUCUUGCUGUGCAGCAAGCAGUGACUGUGAAAGGAAUAGUAAACUGUCGAGGACAGAAACAACCCGGAACAUUUGUGCAGUUGUAUGAUGAGGAUUCGAUCUUCGACAGCGACGAUCUUCUUGGAUCCGUGAUUGCUGACCAUCGAGGAGUUUUCUGUGUAAAAGGAAACACUGAAGAGUUCACCACUAUCGAACCAUACAUCUUCAUCGAGCACAAUUGCGGUUACGAGGGUCUCAAUGAAAAGAGAGUCUUCACUAGAAUUGUUCCAAUCGAGUACAUCACAGAAGGACCUAAAGCCAAACAUGUCUACCAUAUGGGAGACAUUGAACUUCUCACAGCUGAUGCUCCUGUUCAAAAAUACGACAAACGGAUUUAUGUAGAAACAAAUAUUGAUGAGAGAAUUCGACAGUGCAUUCCAAUCUAUGUGCAAUAUAAGAGAUACUAUGAGAAGACCGUUUUUGAAACUAAAACGCAUGAAACCGUCCUGCCGACCGACGAAGAACCAGUUGAAAUUGAGGAGCCGGUUGUGGAACCAACAGAAGGAGAGCAGGAAGUGGUGACGUCAUCUACAGAAGAAGUACAGGAAACAGAAGCGCCAGUGGUCCAUCAUGAAAUGUCUGAUGAGGAGAAGAGACUGGAAGAGGAGAGGCUCCGAUUGGAAGAAGAGCAACAACGACUCGAUGAGAUUCGCAGACUCGAGGAAGAAUCCCUACGUUUGGAGGAAAUCCGUCGUAUCGAAGAGGAGAAAAAGAGAAUUGAGGAGAUCAGAAGACAAGAGGAAGAACAACAACGGAUCGAGUUGGAACGUAGAGAAGAAGAACGCCGUCUGGAAGCUGAGCGUCGAGCUGCAGAAGAAAAGAAGCGAGAGGAAGAGGCGAAACUUCAAGAACAAAGACGAAAGGAACAAGAAGAGGAACACAAAAGAAGAAUGGACGAGUAUCAUCGACGAGAACAAGAGCGUCAGGAAGCUCUGAAGCGUAGAGAAGAGGAAAUCAAACGACGUGAAGAGGAGGAGAAGAUUAGAAUCUCCACGUCGUCUUCUGAAAAAGUGGAGAAGAAGGAUCCGUGUGUUCACUAUCCAGUCUUGACUCAUAUCCAAUCUAUCAGUAGAUCCAUUGAAGCUCGUCACGAGUACGUCGAAGAUCCAUGUCUCAAGAGAUAA
Messenger RNA from Caenorhabditis briggsae, 1215 nucleotides. It is a transcript of the gene Cbr-ttr-14, whose product is annotated as Protein CBR-TTR-14. The record is from RefSeq and is a predicted model, not a curated record. The coding region runs from base 1 to 1215 and encodes 404 amino acids. Gene Ontology annotation, cellular component: cell surface. Lineage: Eukaryota; Metazoa; Nematoda; Chromadorea; Rhabditida; Rhabditidae. The transcript has 9 exons.